CAAAAAACAACAACUAAACAAGCUCUGAAUGAAACUGGUCUCCUUUCACUUCAUUUUCUUUCACUUCCACUUCAUCCUCUGCUCGUAUUCGUGUCCAAAAUAAUUAACCUGGCGCAAAUCUAUUCGUGAUGAUCUGUUAACAAAUGACAAUACCUAGACAACUAAUAGAGAACGAAAAUGCUUCGAUCGCACAAAUAAUCGGCGACAAUAACAACACACAUACCAGCAACAUACAUACAUAUAAAUCGCCAUCAAAAGGGAUCAGCUCGAAUAGCGAGAUUUUUAUGCAUAUUAUAACUAUACACAUCUAAGAUAGUAAGUUAUUUGGAAAGUACCUGAAGAUCCGACGACGAUCAGAAGCCUAUAAUAGAUUAAAAACCACAACAAACCAACCCAAAAAAACAAAAUGAAGACUGCCCUCAUGACUCAGAUAAACAUACGACGGGUCAGGACAUUAGCGUCCGUGAUGAUUUUGCUACUCUCCGGCGUGUUGAACACAAAUGCAAGCCAUUCACUUACCAACACACAAAUUCACAGUGAUCCCGAUGAGCAGGGACCCCAGUUUUUGGCCCAACUCACGAAUAUCACAGUUCCCCAAGGACGGGACAUAUCAUUCACCUGUGUCGUGGACAACCUGGGACAAUAUCGGGUGGCAUGGAUUAAAUCAGAUUCAAAAGCAAUACUUGGUAUACACACACAUAUGGUGUCGCUAAAUCCAAGAUUAUCAGUGACACACAAUGGACACAACACCUGGAAACUUCACAUAUCGCACGUGCAGCUAAAUGAUUCUGGCAGCUACAUGUGCCAGGUGAACACGGAUCCCAUGAAGAGUCUGUCUGGCUAUUUGGAUGUUGUGGUCCCACCGGAUAUUCUGAACCAUCCCGAUCAAAACAUUGACGAGGGCGUCAGCACUGAAGGAGGCAGCAUCUCACUACAAUGCAGUGCCACAGGUGUUCCAGAGCCCAUGGUGCAGUGGCGACGUGAGGGCGGCAAAGACAUUAUGCUAAGAACGGAGAGCAGAGACAAACAAGCUCUGAAGUCAGUCGAGGGCGAGCGUCUGACACUCACGAAUGUCCACCGAACUGAUAUGGGAGGUUACCUCUGCAUCGCAUCAAAUGGAGUGCCUCCCUCAGUGAGCAAGCGAUUUGAUAUUCACGUCAACUUUCCACCUACAAUCAAAGCAGUUAACCAGUUGGUGGGUGCGCCUGUGGAGCGAGAGGUGACACUGGAGUGCAUUGUGGAAGUGUAUCCGAAGCCUCUCAACGGCUGGUAUCGAAAUGAAGGCAAUGUGAAGUUGCACAAUGGCAACAAGUACAACAUAUCGGAGGCGCUGAUUAACCUAUACACGUGGCAUCUCAAUCUGACGAUACGACACCUGACCAAAUCGGAUUUCGGUGCUUACAGCUGUUCGAGUGUGAAUGCCCUUGGCAAGAGUGAGACACGGAUUCGAUUGCAAGAAUUACGAUUACCGCCCAAGUCAACAACGACAGCAACACCUCACGUGCUGCACACCACGAGCAAGCCGCGUCGGAAGCAGCAGCAGCAGCAGACCAGCAGCCACAACAAGGGAACGAACGAAGUGGUGCGUACCAAGGAAACCCAUUUCUCAAAUCAAAUGCAGCAAGAGAACGAUGUGUUCAACGGUGGCGGUGGCGGUGGCGGUGGCAUUGGGAAUGUGCCACACAACGGCGGCGGCGGACUUGGAGCUGCUGGUGGAACUGAAGCUGCCGGUGGUGGCAUUGUGGCAAGUGGAAACGUCAACGGCAUGAUAAACGGAGCGGAAGUAGAUACGCAGCUGCCGGCACGAAACGGAUUCGAAAAGACAUAUAAGUCGGGGAGCGGUAUGGUGCCCACUCCCCGCACCCCGUGGACGUAUGCGAAUGCGGGGUCACAGCUGCUGGCCACAGCCACGAUAACGACAAAUGCCCUGAUGGCUUUUUUUCUGUAUAUUGUCUAUGUAUUCAGUUAAGCUCAUUUAAAAUUAUGCUUCCGAACAAAAUCCACACGCCACACAACGUAACAAACGGGUCGGAGACAACGAAGGAAUCUCUCUACAGCGAGUGACACAGCGAAAACGAGCGAGAGAGAGAGAGAGAAAGGUAUUAAAAAAGAGGGAGAGAGCUAGAGGUGCUAGCUCUACUUCUCAUUAUUAGCCUGCUUACUGGCCACUGCCCACCCAACAAGCUUCGGAGCACAAAAAGUAAAAGGAACAGCAAUCUUCUGGUUAGUCGAUUUUUGAACACGCAUUUUUAUCAAUCGACUUGUGGACGCCGUUUUAUUUUUGUUACUACUUGAGCAAGUCAUGAAUUUCUGCAUCUAUUUGAAUACUAUGAGUACUGCUCAUGCAUUCAAAACAUUCAUAACACAAAACAUAAACACGUGUGCAGCCGAGACAACAGCCUGUUUCAAAAGUUGAACCCCGCACUCGCAACUUCUCUGAGUUUUUAGUCAAAU
Messenger RNA from Drosophila nasuta, 2454 nucleotides. RefSeq names its product Dpr-interacting protein lambda (gene DIP-lambda). Lineage: Eukaryota; Metazoa; Arthropoda; Insecta; Diptera; Drosophilidae. Gene Ontology annotation, cellular component: neuron projection. Bases 407 to 1969 code for a protein of 520 amino acids. The transcript has 11 exons. The record is from RefSeq and is a predicted model, not a curated record.